Rubroshorea leprosula is the source of this 969-nucleotide messenger RNA. The record is from the annotation of a GenBank genome assembly. Lineage: Eukaryota; Viridiplantae; Streptophyta; Magnoliopsida; Malvales; Dipterocarpaceae.
AACAUAAAAUAAGGAAAAAAAAAAAAAGAUCGUUUUGUUGUUUUGGGUCAAUCUGGGAAUUUGGUACUUCGGCAAGGAGGGCAUCUAGGAGACUGAAGGCUCUAAGGAAGUUCAAUGUGUUGAUCCAGAGGCAUCCAAUUGAGAAGCAAAAAUCUUCAACUUUAAGGUACUUGCAUUCAUGGUACAAUAUUCAGUCCCAGAUCAGAGCUUGCCGGCUGUGUAUGGUCACAGAAGGCUGGACUACGCAAAGGAAAUUGGAAAAUCAAAUGAAACUGGAUGCUAAGCCUAAUGAGCUGGAGUUAUUUAUGAUCACCUACAAUUGUGCCCCCUUGACUUCGGCAGCGUAUUUUUGUUUGGAUUACUAGAAACUGAAUGAAAAGUUUCAAUCUUCAGGUGGAAUGGCCCGGUGGCUCAGAAAGCAUGGAGCAAAGUUUUUCUAGGAUUCAACAGAGGGAAGAAGCAACUCUGAAGGGCGAGGGAGCCAUGGCCUAUGCCUUCUCUCAUCAGGUCACGUCUCUGAACCACGAAAAAUGAUCAGAGUUUCUAUGUUUUGAUGCGCUUCCAUGGCUUAAAUAAGUAGUGUUCGUACAAUUUGCGGUGGAGGACCAAUGCAAGCCAAUAUCUGGGGCAAGCCUCCUUUGGCGUGGGAAGAAAAAACUGGGGAUGGAGUUUGGAAGGAAAGAUGGAUAUCGGCUUGGCCAUGGGAGGUCAGGGUUCCAUCUCAGGACAGCCACCCAAAGAGCGCUAAUGGAAAGCAGGGAAGCAAGGUAGGGAAAACAGUGAAAUCUCCUUUCUCAAAUGGGAAGGUUUCUGUUCCUAAACCCAAAAAAGUUGCCCCAUCAGAUGGGGUGAAGCCUUAAGGUUGUCCAAGAAACGUUUUUCCCAUUUUAUAAUUUUUAGGGAUUUGAAAGUUGAAUUGGACCUUCUGUAAGAAAAAAAAAGAGAAGAGAAUCAAGACAUCUUAACAUU